This is a messenger RNA of Rhododendron vialii, 1474 nucleotides long. RefSeq names its product short-chain dehydrogenase TIC 32 A, chloroplastic-like. The transcript has 8 exons. The record is from RefSeq and is a predicted model, not a curated record. Lineage: Eukaryota; Viridiplantae; Streptophyta; Magnoliopsida; Ericales; Ericaceae. The coding region runs from base 251 to 1264 and encodes 337 amino acids.
GUCAGCUCCUAACCAGACCACCACCAACCAAAACCCCAACUCUCUCUCUCUCUCUCUCUCUCUCUCUCUCUCUCUCUCUCUCUAAAAUGAAUGCAGACGGAUGAGCCGCCUGCAAAGCCUGAAAAGAAACCACGCCUGCCCAUUUUCUCUCGUUCGUAGUCUGUUUUGUAGCAGGCGUAGCCGUAGUCAAGAACGCAGAAACAAGUCAAAACAGAAAAGUGCAUUUAAAAACAGGCCAUAGAAGAAAACGAUGAUGAGUUAUUCGGCCGAAAUGCUCGAGACGGUGAAGUACCUGAUCGGGUCGAUCGGACCGAGUGGAUACGGCUCCAAGUCGACGGCCGAGCAAGUUACGGAGUGCUGCCCCGAUCUGAGCUCCGUCACCGCCAUCAUCACAGGUGCCACGUCAGGGAUCGGAGCCGAGACGGCACGUGUGUUGGCCAAGCGCGGCGCUAGGCUGAUCCUUCCGGCUCGGAGCCUCAAAGCUGCGGAGGACGCCAAAGCCCGUAUCGUAUCGGAGUUUCCGGACACCGAGAUUUUUCUCAUGGCUCUUGACCUCAGUUCUCUUAGCUCCGUUCGAAGCUUCGUUGCGGAGUUCGAGUCUCUCCAUUUACCCCUCAAUCUCCUCAUAAACAACGCCGGAAAAUUUUCGCAUGGGCAUGCUAUCUCCGAUGACGGAAUAGAGAUGACCUUUGCAACCAAUUACUUAGGUCACUUUUUGUUGACGAAGUUAUUACUGAAGAAGAUGAUGGAAACGGCAAGGGCCACCGGCGUCCAGGGGCGGAUAGUGAACGUUUCGUCGAGCAUUCACGGGUGGUUCGCCGGGGACGUAAUUCGUGAUCUCGGGAUGAUUACCAGAAAUAAAUGCGGUUACGAUGCUACACGUGCAUAUGCUCUCUCGAAGCUGGCUAACGUUUUGCACACCAAGGAACUCGCUCAGAGACUCAAGGAGAUGGAAGCAAACGUGACUGUGAAUUGUGUUCAUCCGGGGAUCGUUAGGACCAGACUCACCAGAGAUCGCGAAGGCUUCAUUACAGAUUUGGUUUUCUUCUUGGCUUCCAAGCUCUUGAAAAGAAUUCCCCAGGCAGCUGCGACGAGUUGCUACGUUGCUACCCAUCCAAGGCUUUUGAACGUGAGCGGAAAGUACUUUGCGGAUUGCAACGAAGCUUCAACAUCUAAAUUGGGAUCCAACUCGUUCGAAGCCGGGAGGUUGUGGUCCGCCUCCGAGCUCAUGGUUUCCCGAUACUCGGAAGCAGUUUUUGACUGAAACUGCAUACUACAGCUAGUACUGAAGCGUGUUGCGUGUAGUUGAAGAGUAUAUGAGAAAUAGAGGUUGCUGAAAGAGGAGAGAGAUUAGUAAAUAGAGACAGUCGCGUAUAGAGCUUUUUGUCAAUAUAUACUACAGUAGUAUAUUGUACAAGUUUUGAAGUGUGAUUACAAAAUGUAUGAUUAUAUUUAGUAUCUUAUAUAUGGUUUU